UAAGUGUUACGGGGAAUAUGAUUAAUUGGAAAAUAUGCAUAUUCUCAGGAUGUUAUGUAUAAGGAUGUAGAGUUAAUUUUCAAAUUUAUCACUGUAUUCCUGUAACAAUAAACCUGAGGUUCAUGUUCUACAUUCUUAAACUGAGUGAAAGAUAAGUGUUAUUGAUUAGUGAGUUCCAUGUGUACACAAUCAACUUUGUUCUCAUUCUUACCACACUGACUAAAGCAAUACAGCUCACAUUAACUAUGGGAACAAGGUUGUCUGUUUUAAUGACACUUUAACAAAGUAGGAUCAUCCUAACAAAUCUUGUUGACAUCACAUCAUGUUGCGAGGAAAAGUUUUGAACGUGACCUCGAUUCUUUCAAGCUUAGGAAAUGUUUACAUAAAGAAUAAAGACAAAUAUAUCUAAUCCCUAUUAACUCUUUAUGUUUCAUGGGUGUCAUUUAUAUAGCUAGUAAGCAAAAUAUGUUGAGAAAGUAAUCGCUGGGGAGAUAUAUUGCGUGUCUGUUUGAUUCAAUAAAAGAAAAAAAAGCUGUUGGAACGGUCACGAUGAAUAUCAUUUUUACAAUCUCAUUGUUGCUGUUGUCGAUUUCAUGCACACGUGUUUUCUCUGCAGCGUUGACAGAUUCGACAUCUAACAGUAAAAAUAAAACUGCAUGCGAAGAUCACAAAGAAUGCAACUAUUAUUGGUCACGUGGUUGGUACACAUGCGCAGUGGGAGCAGUGCUGUACGAUUAUUGUCCGAAAUCAUGUGGAUAUUGCGACAAAGAUCCCUAUCCAACUCCCCGUCCUGGAGAGUUAUGUAAAGACUAUGAACCGCUAUGCAAAAAUUGGGCCAAAUAUAGGGAAUGCAUCUACGCCCAGAAAUUUACUGAAAAAUAUUGCCCUAAAAGCUGCGGACUUUGUCCUGAAGAUCGGAAAAAACAAAUAUAUAACCAAUUUUGCGUGGACAGUACAAAUCUUUGCCAAUCAAAAGCCAAAAGUUAUGGCUGUCUCUUCCAGCGCAAGUUUAUGUCAAAAUAUUGCAAGAAAAUAUGCAAGAUGUGUUCGUCUUACAGUAGAUGUAACGAUGAAGACAGCUUGUGUAAUUGGUGGAAGCAAAGAGGAUAUUGCUCUUUGAAGAAUUAUAAGGACUACAUGAAAAAGAAUUGCAGGUACAGUUGCGAUCUUUGCUACCAACAGCAAUGAAAGAAAAGAUAUUUGUUUAUUGAUUGUACAUAUGAAGUAGAAAAAAAAGUAAGCAAGAAAAUAACAGAUGUUUUGAU
This is a messenger RNA of Hydractinia symbiolongicarpus, 1265 nucleotides long. RefSeq names its product putative tyrosinase-like protein tyr-1. The transcript has 5 exons. The record is from RefSeq and is a predicted model, not a curated record. Lineage: Eukaryota; Metazoa; Cnidaria; Hydrozoa; Anthoathecata; Hydractiniidae. The coding region runs from base 550 to 1188 and encodes 212 amino acids.